Eutrema salsugineum is the source of this 948-nucleotide messenger RNA. RefSeq names its product B3 domain-containing protein At3g25182-like. Bases 1 to 948 code for a protein of 315 amino acids. NCBI's taxonomy places the organism in Eukaryota, Viridiplantae, Streptophyta, Magnoliopsida, Brassicales, Brassicaceae. The record is from RefSeq and is a predicted model, not a curated record. Gene Ontology annotation, molecular function: DNA binding. The transcript has a single exon.
AUGAUGUAUUACAGCGAUCUUCUCGGGGCUGCGGAGAAGGAUACUUCCUCGCGUAAUUUCUGUAAUUUGGUGGACGCAGCCGUUUUGUUUUACGAAGAAGAACAACAACGUAAAGGAAAAUCCAAAUGCAACAGUACUGAGAAACAAGAAGAAGAAGAGAGCGACAAGAGAUUCUUCCAUCUUUUCCCAAGAAAAUCAAGAACUUCGGUUAAGAGAUUUGUUUCUAAAAGAAACCCACAACAAAACCCUAAUGUGCCUUCUUCUUCUUCUUCUUCGUCGCUCCUCGCUGAUUCCGCCACAGAAGACACACGAAACCCUAAUUCCCAAUCGUCUCUGUCUUCGUGCUUAACAGAGAGCAAAACCCGCAAGAGACGUGCCGUGCAAGAGAGUAAGCGUAGUACUGGUAAAACCAAGAAAGCAAAGGUUGAUACUUUUUCAUGGGAAGGCAGAGAAACUCCAGAGUGGCUAACACAGUUUAUGAAAGACACGAAUGAGACUGUAGUUAAGUGGGGAGAGAGAACAGACUUGAGUCUAAUCUUCGAGAGGACUCUGUUCAAAACAGAUGUGAACCCAGCAGAGUGCCGUCUCUCGAUGCCUUUCAACGAGCUGAUCCGUAAAGACUUCUUGACGCCUGUCGAGUCUAGGAUCAUUGAAGAAGACAUCAACAACGUUAAAAAGAUUGGAAUUGGAGCGAUUCUCGUGGAUCAAAGGAAUGUAAAGUGGGGUGUGAUGUUGAAAAGAUGGGAGAUGAAGAAAGAUUCAGGGAAAGGAAGCUGGAAUUAUGCUUUGACUUGUGGGUGGAACGAGAUCGUCAAGGCUAAUGGAUUGGAACAAGGACACGACAUAAGUAUCUGGUCUUUCAGGUGGGGUGGGCUCCUCUGUUUUGCCCUUGUUACUCCUCCUCCUUCCAUGGCACAAAGUAGCUCUUCCCUUGCUCUUUGUCUCUAG